GAACCCUGCACAUCAUACACUCCUGAACCCUGCACAUCAUACACUCCUGAACCCUGCACAUCAUACACUCCUGAACCCUGCACAUCAUACACUCCUGAACACUGCACAUCAUACACUCCUGAACCCUGCACAUCAUACACUGCUGAACACUGCACAUCAUACACUCCUGAACCCUGCACAUCAUACACUGCUGAACCCUGCACAUCAUACAAUCCUGAACCCUGCACAUCAUACACUGCUGAACCCUGCACAUUAUACAAUCCUGAACGCUGCACAUCAUACACUCCUGAACCCUGCACAUCAUACACUCCUGAACCCUGCACAUCAUACACACCUGAACCCUGCACAUCAUACACUCCUGAACCCUGCACAUCAUACACCCCUGAACCCUGCACAUCAUACACUGCUGAACCCUGCAAUCAUACACUCCUGAACCCUGCACAUCAUACACUGCUGAACCCUGCACAUCAUACACUGCUGAACCCUGCACAUCAUACACUCCUGAAUCCUGCACAUCAUACACUCCUGAACCCUGCACAUCAUACACUCCUGAACCCUGCACAUCAUACACUGCUGAACCCUGCACAUCAUACACUGCUGAAACCUGCACAUCAUACACUGCUGAACCCUGCACAUCAUAUACUCCUGAACCCUGCACAUCAUACACUGCUGAAACCUGCACAUCAUACACUGCUGAACCCUGCACAUCAUACACUGCUGAACCCUGCACAUCAUACACUGCUGAAACCUGCACAUCAUACACACCUGAACCCUGCUCAUCUUACACUCCUGAACCCUGCACAUCAUACACUCCUGAACCCUGCACAUCAUACACUCCUGAACCUUGCACAUCAUACACUGCUGAACCCUGCACAUCAAACACUCCUGAACCCUGCAAAUCAUACACUCCUGAACCCUGAACAAUGA
Messenger RNA from Staurois parvus, 927 nucleotides. NCBI's taxonomy places the organism in Eukaryota, Metazoa, Chordata, Amphibia, Anura, Ranidae. The record is from the annotation of a GenBank genome assembly.